AUGGCAGUCAAUGACACGCCGUCGAAGGCGCCCUCUUUUAUGGGAGUGCCUAUGAAACAUGUGUCUCUCAUCACUCUCACAUUUCAGAACUCCGCCCUGAUACUUAUUAUGCACUAUUCUCGGACAAUGCCUUCCCUUGGCGGCCAUCGCUACUUUACCUCAACAGCCGUUUUCCUCAAUGAAGUUAUAAAACUGGCCGUGUCCUUAACGAUUGCCAUGUACGAUAUAUCACAGACUCUCCCCCCUUCAACGCCUGCAACGGUACUUUUCGAGCAACUAUACAUGUCUGUGUUUUCUGGAGAUGGGUGGAAGUUAGCCAUUCCUGCGAUGCUGUAUACGCUACAGAAUUCCCUCCAAUAUGUGGCGGUCAGCAACCUGGACGCGGUGCAUUUUCAGAUUCUAUACCAGUUGAAGAUCCUCACAACGGCCCUUUUCAGCGUCACCAUGCUUGGCCGACACCUCUCCUCCAAGAAGUGGAUAGCACUGGUUCUCUUGACGGUUGGCGUUGCAAUUGUACAGUUGCCCAGUUCCGACUCUGAUGCAUACUCACCCAUUACGGAUUCCAACUCUCGAUUCUAUUUUCCUCGAUCCUUCCACGAGCUCGGACAGCUGACAAACGGCGCUGGGGAAGUAGCCAGGGAAUUGACCAAGCGUGGAAUGGAUGGCCUCACGAAGCGUUCAGCGACAUAUGAGGGCAUUCAAGAGGAUAUGGGGCUUGUAAAACCUGUCAUGAACUAUUCGAUGGGUCUCACUGCGGUCUUGGUGGCAGCAGUGAUCUCUGGGUUGACUGGUGUCUACUUCGAGAAGGUCCUAAAGCAGUCAACACAACAUGUGACCGUCUGGACUCGGAACAUACAGUUGUCAUUUUACUCGUUAUUUCCAGCCCUGAUCGUUGGAGUUAUCUUCAAGGAUGGAGAGGAGAUUGCCAAGAAGGGCUUUUUUGAUGGAUACAAUGCGGUUGUAUGGACUGCCAUUGUCUUCCAGGCUAUUGGUGGCGUCCUGGUUGCUAUGUGCAUCAACUAUGCUGACAAUUUAUUGAAAAAUUUCGCAACUUCGAUCAGCAUCAUCCUUAGCUUUGUGUUCAGCGUGUUCUUCUUCGACUUUCAAGUCACCCUUAAUUUUAUUCUUGGUACUGCAGUGGUCAUUUUUGCGACAUAUCUGUACAGUGGCUCGGAGAGAAAGAGAGGCCGUCCGCCUCCUAUCAACAUUGCGAGUUACGAGAAGACGACAAUCGACAAUGGCUAUACGCCAAGAUUGGAUGAGAGCAAGAUGCUGACUGUUGAGCCUUUGGAGAGCAUCAAGCAAGCAGGAUUAUCAACAUCACGGCCAUCCUCGCCAAUGAGACACCACUCACGUGUUGGGUCAUCGAGGGGCAAGAUAAAACGAGAUGAUUGA
Cadophora gregata is the source of this 1395-nucleotide messenger RNA. RefSeq lists its product as uncharacterized. Gene Ontology annotation, biological process: pyrimidine nucleotide-sugar transmembrane transport. Bases 1 to 1395 code for a protein of 464 amino acids. The transcript is spliced from 5 exons. The record is from RefSeq and is a predicted model, not a curated record. NCBI's taxonomy places the organism in Eukaryota, Fungi, Ascomycota, Leotiomycetes, Helotiales, Ploettnerulaceae. Gene Ontology annotation, cellular component: Golgi membrane. Gene Ontology annotation, molecular function: UDP-galactose transmembrane transporter activity.